This is a messenger RNA of Brassica napus (rape), 721 nucleotides long. RefSeq lists its product as uncharacterized. Bases 302 to 622 code for a protein of 106 amino acids. The transcript has a single exon. NCBI's taxonomy places the organism in Eukaryota, Viridiplantae, Streptophyta, Magnoliopsida, Brassicales, Brassicaceae. The record is from RefSeq and is a predicted model, not a curated record.
UCUCUUAAUAAAAUAUAAAAAUUAAAAGUUCGACCCGAAAUAGAAAUAGAGAAUCUUCUUAAUUUUUUUCACCACGAUCCCUCCAUUACAAUUUACACACAGCGUCAGAAAUUUUAUAACCAUUCUCAAAACAAAAAUAAUCCCUCCAAAAAAUUCUAAAACAAAUCUGAGAUCCAUCCUAUUUACACUGUAAUUUACACGCUUCACUUCAUCAGUUCCUUCCUCCUAUACUCAACUCCAUCUCCUGACUCCCUCUCUCUUCUCUUAUUUCUUUCUUUCUCUGUCGAGUUUUACUACAUCAAUGGCAGCUCUGAAUUUAAUACCUGGAAACGACAACGAAGAAAACAUCUCCCCUUCAGAGAUGGCCGCCGUUUCUGUCAAGCGGCCUCAAGAUAAAGACAAAACCAAAAUCAGAUUAAGAAGAAAAAGGUAUACAAGACAGCCUCUUCAAGACAUCACUAAUCUCUUUGUCUCAUCAUCACCAUUGCCCUCUUCGUUUCUGAAUCUUCAUAUGCCCUGUUCGCCAUCUCUGUCACUUGUUCCCAAAUGCAUGAAGAGAAAAGCUGGCGUUGCUCUCAAGGCUGCCACUUCUUCUACCAACUCUUGUAGAAAUUUCAGAUGAUUUUCUUCUUCUUUUUUUCUUUUAUUGAAUUGGUUUUUAGUUCUCUAGAGAAGGUUCACUUAAGAAAAAUACAAGUAUUUAUCAAUACCCUGUCUUUAA